Molecule: messenger RNA, 568 nt
Organism: Dentiscutata erythropus
Lineage: Eukaryota; Fungi; Glomeromycota; Glomeromycetes; Diversisporales; Gigasporaceae
Source: the annotation of a GenBank genome assembly
AUGGGAAGGCUCGCUAAUAAUACCAUCAACAACAUCGGCAACAACACCUCUAAUACUCCUUCAUGUUCAUCUAAGCCCGACAUUAGUUCUUAUAACUUUGGAUUUCACUUGGCAGCCCUUUUUGUGAUUCUUUUUACUAGUGCAUUCACUCCUGUCCUCUCCAAGAAGUAUCCUAGAUUUAAAGUUCCAAGUUUAAUAUUUUUCGUUGGUAAACACUUUGGGAGCGGAAUAAUUCUCGCCACAGCUUUUGUACAUAUGCUCCCUUCGGCAUUCGGGUCUUUAAAUAAUCCAUGUCUUCCGCCGGUGUGGACAAACUACAAUUCUUGGCCAGGUGCAAUUGCAAUGAUGGCUGCAUUAUUCAUCUUUUUUACUGAAUACUUAGCGUUAAAAAUAGCUGCUCGUGCUGAAGCUCGUGCUAAUUCGAAUAAUGAAAUAACCAAUGAUACAGCUACUGAUACAACUAAUGUCGUUGAUGAAUCCAUUAACUCGUUCGGACAUCUUCAUCAUGCCGCUGAAACUGUUUUAAGCACCCGGUCUCAAAUCAUAGGUAUCUCUAUUUUAGAAUUUG